Perkinsus marinus ATCC 50983 is the source of this 1678-nucleotide messenger RNA. RefSeq names its product chloroquine resistance transporter, putative. The coding region runs from base 1 to 1530 and encodes 509 amino acids. The record is from RefSeq and is a predicted model, not a curated record. NCBI's taxonomy places the organism in Eukaryota, Perkinsozoa, Perkinsida, Perkinsidae. The transcript has a single exon.
AUGACAGGUCAUAAGCCGAAUCCCGCUCUUCCCAGCGAGGACACACACAUAUCUACACCAAAGGCCUCUUCCCUACAGUCCGAGAUCAUUAAUAUUGAGGAGGAGGAGGUGUUGGCAUCAGAGAGCGGUACAGGUUUUUCUGUUGUUGCUCGAUGGAUUGUCCCUACCCUUAUGAUAUCACUUGCUAUUAUUGGUACUGCUAACGCAAUCGCUGGUAAGAUAAGGUCUCAACCUUUGGGUGAAUAUUCUGGUUUGGUCACGUCUAUGAUCAGUCAAGUGACCUAUUGUUUGGUCUAUUGGGCUGUUCUUAUUAUACUCUAUGCUAUGGGUAAGAUCCCAUUAGAGCAGCUCAAGUGGACAUGGACUACCCCUCCUCGGGAUGAGUACUCUGCUAUGCGUGAGGAUCGUAUUAGUAUACCAUGGUACCAGCGUUGGCGUAUUGGGAUAGGGAUUUGGUGGGAAAGCCUGCCAGGUUUUCGCUAUACUUUCUUUGCGGCUAUCGCCGAUUGCCUUGGUGAGAUCUUUAUGUUCCUCACCCAGCCCUAUCUAUCAAUUGCCGUAUUCAAUAUGCUACAGCAAGGAAUGGUCCCUUUUACCCUCAUGUGGUCUUUGUUAUUCUUACGAGAUAGAUACACCUUCAUCGAGGUUGUUGCAGUUACCAUAGUUAUUGUCAUGGCUUUGGUAUCGGUUGUUACAUCCUCUACGAGUGAUGGUAACAACAGUAUCAGCAUGGCUAUCCUGUGCCUUGUAUCAACUGUUUUCCAGGCAUUGGGAUUUGUACUAAAAGAGUGCAUGUUCCGAGCCUAUACUCGUUAUGCCACACGUAGAGGUAAUAAAGAUGCGUAUCUUAACGUAUUUGUAGUGAGCAGCAGUAGUAAUAUUUUCGGUUGUGUCUGGACUUUUCCGCUCAACGUCAUCGUUGAGCUUAUUAGAACUCAGGGCUCCAAUAUACCCAUCAUGGACCACUUUGCCGAUGGUUUCGAAACUCUGGCCAAUGCCGAUGGUGCCUGGCAGGCUCUUGUUGUUUAUCUCUGUUUUAACCUACUUUAUAAUGUGAAUAUCUAUAUGCUCAUAUCUUAUGGUUCUAGUUUACUCACAUUCGUUUGCAACAAGAUAACCGUGCCAUUGGCAGCCAUUUUAUCGUUGAUAAGUUGGCCGAUUAUCGGCAGAAGUACCGUUACAUGGUUGGAAUGGGUCACUCUUGUUAUAAUACUCCUCGGUAUUGCACUAUUCCGUUAUGGUAACGUCAUACGCUCGAAACUCGACGUUGAGAAUGCACGUAUUGAUAAUCCUGUGCUGAAGUAUGUCAUUUGCCUAUUCCCAAUGUUCCGGCAUAGAAAGGAGGUCAAUGACGGCGAUUCUAUGAAGCAAUAUGAGAAGUCGCAUACUCAUGUGGUCGUCAAUUGGGAGUCUAUAGCUCAGCCGUGGCUACUUUUUUGGCCGAAGAGGUAUAUUCCUGUUGGUGAUGUCACCACGAAGAAUAGUUCCAAAUCGGCGAUUCCCUACUCGAUCUCGCAUGAUAGUGUAUAACCGACUUGUGAUACCAUGUAUAGCGAACGUACACCUUCAAUUCUUACGAACUGUACAGCUUAGUUCGGUUCUAUCCAGUAUAAUUCCAUUUAGUGGUGUUCUAGCACCCGAACCAACUUCAGUAUUGGCUUUAAGGACUAACUGUCCU